Messenger RNA from Nerophis lumbriciformis (worm pipefish), 2343 nucleotides. The record is from RefSeq and is a predicted model, not a curated record. NCBI's taxonomy places the organism in Eukaryota, Metazoa, Chordata, Actinopteri, Syngnathiformes, Syngnathidae.
AUGAGUGGUCAAGGUCCAGCUGGAGAUAAAGGCAUGAGCACACCACUAGUCUGCCAGGAGAGUUACGCCUGCGGGGGCUCGGUGGAAGCCUCCUUUGAAUGUGACGAGUGCAGUAGCCUUCAGUGCGCUCGUUGCGAAAUGGAGCUCCACCGACAGGAGCGCAUGAGGAACCACGAUCGGGUUCGCAUCGCCCCGGGUCACGUCCCCUUCUGCGAUUCGUGCAAAGGGGAUGGCGCUGGGUCAGUUUUGGCCGGGCGACUGCGAGCGGCCGUACGCUGCCAGGGAUGCAAGAUCAACCUGUGCUUGGACUGCCAGAAACGCACCCACAGCGGCGGGAACAAAAGAAAGCACCCCCUCACUCCAUACCCCCAGGCCAAAGGUCCCGAGGCGAACAGCGUGAGUGCGGGGGAAUCCGAGCUGGACAUCCUGAAAGACCAGCUGGACAGGGUGUGCAGCUUUCUGUUGGUGGACGAGAAGGAGGAGAUGCAGGUGAAGGACGAGGAGGAGUUUGUGAACAGAUUGGGAUGUGAAACCGACGAGCUCCUCAAGGUGGUCUCUAUCUUUGGGAACACCGGCGAGGGGAAGUCUCACACGCUGAACCACACGUUCUUUCUGGGAAGAGAAGUGUUCAAAACAUCGCCGACGCAGGAGUCCUGCACAGUGGGUGUUUGGGCUGCCAUGGACCCGCUGCACCGUGUGGUUGUCAUUGACACGGAAGGACUGCUCGGAGCUGGGUCCAGCCAGGGUCAGCGAACUCGCCUUCUCCUCAAAGUCUUGGCCAUCUCAGAUAUCGUCAUCUACCGGACACACGCAGAUCGUCUCCACGAUGACCUCUUCAAGUUCCUGGGCGAUGCCUCCGAAGCCUACUUAAAGCACUUUGCCAGGGAGUUGAAAGCGACCACCACUCGUUGCGGCCUGGACGUCCCGCUAUCCACGCUGGGGCCCGCAGUUAUCAUCUUCCACGAGACUGUGCACACCAAGCUGUUAGGAUCAGACAAGCCAUCUGAGUCGGCAGACCGCCUCCUCCAGGAGCGCUUCAGAAAGCUGGGUCUAUUCCCCGAGGCCUUCAGUUCCAUUCAGUACCGUGGGACUCGUACCUACAACCCACCCACUGACUUUAGCGGCCUGCAGCGUAGCCUGGAGCAGCAGCUGGACAACAAUGCCACCCGCUCGCCACGCUCCGCGGGCGUCAUCUACAAGGCCCUGCAGGCUCUGAGCGAGCGUUUCAGUGGCGAUAUACCCGAUGAGCACAUGACCAGUAACUCCUUCUUCCCCGAUGAGUACUUCACCUGCUCCUGUAUCUGCCUAAGUUGCGGGUCAGGUUGUAAAAGAAGCAUGAAUCACCUCAAGGAGGGUGUGGAACACGAAGCCAAACAUAGAUGCCGCUACUCCGCUCAGAACGACAACCGCAUCUACACGUGCAAGGCUUGCUACGAAGGAGGCAAGGAGGUGAUCGUGGUUCCUAAGACGACAGCCUCGUCUGACUCGCCAUGGUUUGGCUUGGCCGUCUACGCCUGGUCUGGAUAUGUCAUUGAGUGUCCCAACUGUGGAGUGAUUUACCGUAGCAGGCAGUAUUGGUACGGAAACCAGGAUCCAGUGGAAACAGUGGUCAGAACAGAGAUCCAGCACAUCUGGCCAGGGUCUGAUGGCUUCCUGAAAGACAACCACAAUGCCGCUCAGAGGCUGCUGGACGGAGUCAAGUAUAUCUCCCAGUCAGUAUCGGAGCUCAGCGUCAAGCCGGCCAAAGCGGUCACCUCCUGGCUCACAGACCAGAUUGCGCCCACUUACUGGACACCCAACUCGCUCAUCCUGAAAUGCCACAAAUGUGCGGUGGACUUCCAAACCAACGACACCAAGCACCACUGCCGAGCCUGCGGCGAGGGCUUCUGCGAUGCUUGCUCCUCCAAAACCCGCCCGGUCCCAGAAAGAGGCUGGGGGCUGGCACCCGUCAGAGUGUGCGAUGCCUGCUUCCAGAACAGAGGAAUCCCUACUGGUCUUCUUGAUGCAGCCUUGGAAGAGGAAGGUGGUACCUUUAUAGCAAGAAAGGUCGGGGAGGCAGUUCAGAACACCUUCGGCGCUGUUGUUGGCGCCAUUGACAUACCGCUCGGUCUGGUGAAGGAUGCCGCACGUCCCGCUUACUGGGUCCCAGAUCAGGAUAUCCGUGCCUGCUGCGGCUGCCAGAGGGACUUCUCGGCCUCUCGCCUCUCCAUCCACCACUGCCGCGCCUGCGGUCAAGGCGUGUGCCAGGACUGCUCGCAGGAGCGGCGCGCCGUGCCCUCUCGGGGUUGGGAUCACCCGGUGAGGGUCUGCAGCGUUUGCAGCCAGAAGACCGGGGAACUCUAG